Molecule: messenger RNA, 1123 nt
Organism: Ectocarpus sp. CCAP 1310/34
Lineage: Eukaryota; Phaeophyceae; Ectocarpales; Ectocarpaceae
Source: the annotation of a GenBank genome assembly
GUUCGUGAUGAGCUACGGCGGGAAGGGCGGCGGCGGCGGGUCGGAGGAUGCAGGAGGGGACGGGGAGCGAGAGACGGAGAGCAAGUACGAACGGCUGUACGAGGCAGACCUUGACCCGUUCAAGGAGUUCGACUCUCAGGAGAAGGAGGCGAGACGCGGGCAGAUGGGGUUUCUAGAGAGGUGGCUUUUCUUAGCCUCGGGGACCGUUCUGCGGAACCGUUUCCGGCGGCACCUGCUCCUGGUGUACUUGCUCGUUCUGCAUGGGUUGCUACUCGUUAUGCCCGGCGGCAGAGGCGGGAACACUCGGAGAUAGGGAUGGGAGGGGUCGGCAGCGGGAGUAAUGUCACCGGUAUCUUGAUGCCGUGACAUCGUGGGGACUCCUUUUUUUUUUUUUCCGCCUUUAUUUCCUGAAGCGUUGUUGCCGUAGAAGCGGUAGCAGAUCGUAAGCGUUUGCGUCUAUCCCAGCGCUUCAAACCACUCUUGGGUGUGAGCAAAGCGGGAGGGUUGUGUAUGUCCCCGUAGCGUCUUAUGUCUGUAUGGCGUUUGUUGUUUACGUUGAAGGAACGGGGAUGCUGCCACGCGCCUCCUGGUGCCGGGGCUACCCGGUACACCGACGUGUUUCUGAGUGGAAGUAUUAUUUCUCGGUUGCGUUAGUCGACCGGUUGCUUGCUACAUGUUACUUUCUGUCCGUCCUAGCUUCGCGUUCGUCGGACGGUGUGUCUGUACACCCAUUGGCAACGCAGCUUGCCUCGGGCAACGAUGCUGAUUGAUCUACGAAGACAUUCUCGAUACUACCUUUUUUCAGGUGGUCUUAAUCUUUUUCAGGCCCUAACUUAGCAACUCGUUGGGCGGUGCCUGUACACCCAGUAACUUGAGCAGCUGUGCCUGGUGUGGGCGGCUGGAAGCCCGUCGUGUUUUGCCUAUUCCAGUCGUUGUCUGUAAUUGGGAUCACGUCAGGUUACAGAGAGUGCCACCGUAUUUAGUCCGCCCUCGGUUUGUCCGGGGUAGGAUUAGUCCAGUAGAUUCUCCUCUCUGCUCAGUUUUUGAGCCGCAGCAGAAAAUAAAACCCUGGAGGGGGGCUUCAGGAAUAUUGCUCUUAUUGGUGUCCAAACGGUUUGUUCUG